Scophthalmus maximus (turbot) is the source of this 3463-nucleotide messenger RNA. RefSeq names its product phospholipid scramblase 2. The transcript is spliced from 10 exons. Gene Ontology annotation, biological process: plasma membrane phospholipid scrambling. The coding region runs from base 618 to 1529 and encodes 303 amino acids. The record is from RefSeq and is a predicted model, not a curated record. Gene Ontology annotation, molecular function: phospholipid scramblase activity. Gene Ontology annotation, cellular component: plasma membrane. NCBI's taxonomy places the organism in Eukaryota, Metazoa, Chordata, Actinopteri, Pleuronectiformes, Scophthalmidae.
GUUUGGAAGGGGAGCAUUAAAACACACACACACACACAACACACACACACACACACACACACACACACACACUUCUUGGCUCCGUGGAUCGGGGCUUUUUCCUUUCGUUGUUUUUUCACUGAGAGGACGCCGACGACCGGAGAGGCUUUGGCCAGACACACUUGACUGUUGCUGAGGAAGAGAGAGAGAGAGAGAUACAGCCCGAGGAGAGGAAGAAGGGGGUGGGACUGUGUGUUUCCCCACAGAGACCCUGGGAGUGGACCAGUAAGUGAUCCGUGGACAGAAAGAGAAUCCAGAGCCAGCUCCUCGCCAUGUCUGCCCCUGCCAUCUGAUUGGUCGGGAGUUGGACUGGUGACUGGCUUUGAUCACCUACCUCGAUCUUAACCUGCUCCCGAGUUGGGCUAAACCUGAGGAUACCUCGAUAACCGCUAACCCUGCUUUCGUCGCACGGGCCCCAGGCACGGACACGGGGCCUUAGUCACGCUGACCGGAGCAAUGAACCACCCGCCUACCCGUAAGCGAGACAACCUGCUGCUCCGCCCCCGCCGCACACUGAUCACACCUGUGAAUGGACGCGUGACGGUUAUCCAGGCGCUUACAACCAGACACCCUACCCCAUGCCUCAGCACGGCGGCCAGUCUGUCGCCCCUUAUCCUGUUCCUGCAGGGGGGUACGGAGACCCGGGUCAAGCUCCCCCACCAGGCUUCAACAUGGGCUACAACGCGGGCCCGCCUCCUCCAGUCAUGUAUCAGCCGGGCCCAGUCGGGCCAGCUCCAGUGCCGGAGUAUGGCGGCUCUCCGGGAGCAAUCUCCCCGGCCCCGCUCGGGGCGCCAGCUUCAGCUCCUGUCGGCGUCCCGCCGGGGCUUGAGUACCUCACACAGAUUGACCAGAUCCUGAUUCACCAAAAAGUGGAGCUCCUCGAAGCAUUCCUCGGCUUUGAGACCAACAACGAGUAUGAGAUAAAGAACAGCCUGGGCCAAAAGAUCUACAAGGCCAAAGAGAAGAACGACUGCUGCACCAGGAACUGCUGCGGCUCGCUGCGCAGCUUCGACAUGAAGAUCAAGGACACCAUGGACAGAGAGGUCAUCCGCCUCAUCCGGCCUUUCCGCUGCGUCUCCUGCUGGUGUCCCUGCUGCCUGCAAGAGAUGGAGGUCCAGGCGCCGCCCGGCACCACCGUAGGCUACGUCAAACAGGACUGGCACCCUUUCCUGCCGCGGUUCUCCAUCCAGGGGGCGAACAAGGAGACCCUGAUGAAACUGGAGGGGCCCUGCUUCGCCUGCAACUGCUGCGGGGACGUCAACUUCGAGCUGAAGGGGAAAGACGGCGACAAACCCAUCGGUCGCAUCAGCAAGCAGUGGACGGGUCUCCUGAAGGAAGUCUUCACCGACACGGACAACUUUGGCAUCCAGUUCCCCCUGGACAUGGACGUGAAGAUGAAAGCCGUGCUCAUGGGAGCCUGCUUCCUCAUUGACUUCAUGUUCUUCGAGAAGGUCGGAGAGGCCAACCAGCGCAGCAGCGUGUUUUCGUAACAGAGGAAGGGGGGAGGGGGAAAUCAUCGAGGGAUAACAACAGCGCGGGAGCAAGGACUUUCUCCAGUUAUGGCAUUCAUAUAUCUAGUUAUUCAUUUCUAAAUCCUUCCUUCACAGAAUCCCAGCCCAUAUGGUGCUAACACCAGCAUCCUUUUUAUACACAAGCACAGACCGAUAUGAGCUGAUGAACCUUCGAACCAGCUAUUUUUUUUUUUUUUUUUUUUAAAGUUAUCCGAACUCCACCGACACAUGUUGCCAAAUGUUGCUUGCACUCCACAAAGUCCGCAGACAUAUGAUCGGUUUGUGAGUGAGUGCGCGCAGCUGAGAUUUAAUCCUUGCCAAAGAAAAGAAAAUCAACCUAACCCCUUGAGCCCACACAAAUGAAUAUGAGUGGAUGCGGUCUGGUCCAAAAGCCCACAAGCACCACGAGGCUCGUUUUGCUUCGCCGGCAUUGCCAUUUCAUAUUUAUGCUGUGUGUGUUUAUUGAUUAUUAUAUUGCACUCAUACUGAUGCGCGUUGAAGAAACUGCGAUAGACAGAAGCUGUAUCCGUUGCCUUGUAUUGUAGCCGUUGGCAGGCUUAGGGCAGUGGCCGUCUGUGGGUCCACCGCUUUGGCCAAGACUGAAAUAUCUCGACAACUAUUUGAUUGUUUUGCGCAGACGUUCGUGGUCCCUAGAGGAUGGCACACCUCGGUGACUUUGGCCAUCCCAACCUCUGGGUCAGAAGCUUUUGUUCAGCACUCAACGAACCGUAUAUCUGCAAAACUAAUGGCAGUGAUAUAUUGCAAAUGUCGGCAUGCAAGCGAGCUGAACUAGCACUGCAACUAGUAUACUGUCCAGACGUCAGCGCGUCAGCAUUGUCACUGUGAGCAUUUUGAUAUUUAGCUCAACGCACUUCUCUGCUUGCCACACAGAGCUGCUCGUAGCCAGUAACUGCCGUAGGCUUUAUCUUAUAACCUGUAUAUUAACAAAAUAUAUGAUACAGUAAAACCUGAGCUCUGCCCACAAGGGAUCAGGCUGUUGUCGUCUUUUAUCUUGUAUCGGGAAGUGAUGGUUGGGAUGGUGGGACAACAUGGGAGGACGUUAAUUAUCUUGUAGGCAAAGUCGACAUGUGCUCACAGUAUUUACCAAAGUGCCGUUUUUCUCUACCACUCCGUUGCCUUUUUCCUCUUUUCUCCGUGUGUCCAAGCCCAGUGUACACAAUCUGAACAGAGCUGGAGCUCGGGCUGCCGUGCAAAUGCUCCCUCGCCUCCGCCUUGUGUCUUAGCCGUUGCCGCGGAGACCCGGCGCCACGGUCGAAACCUCGCCCUCCCAUUUCCCCGGACACCACUGCGUCGAACAACAGGCGGAGUGCAACGGAACAUGGGGAAGGGAAUAAAAUACAAAAAAGAAGAGAGAGCAGAAGUUGGGGCCCAGAGAAUGUUUAUCUGACCUGGGGAAAACCCCCCUGCUAGUGAGGACUCCCAGGAUGAGUUCAGAAAGCGACCCCUGAAUGUGAACUCGUGGUUUUUUGUCUAUUUCUUUCGCUCAUUUCCUCUGCUCACGAAUUUUUCUAUCGGCGUUUGAUACACCUCUCGUAAACAUGGGAGUGCCUCCAAGCGAGGCCAUCGCUUGCAACUUGUGCUCUCAAAUACAAACGCUGCACCAAGCCGUCUGUCUCUAAAUGUGUCCCGUUGCCUGUGCAUACUUGAUAUGUGAAACCAUGAGUUAUUUGUUUGUUGGGGGGGGGGGGGGUGUUAAUCUGCAGAUUGUGUUUAUUUGAAUCAGUUAUGUCCGCAGCUGUCAGGAGCUGUACGCAUCUGUGUCCUGUGUUUCUGUCAAAACUAUACAUGCGGACUGUUUUCCGAUAACUUGCGUCUUGUGAUUGUUAUAUUCUUUUUUUUUUUAUAUUAAAAAAUACCCUGUAAUUCAUAAAUAAAAAAGAAUUGUUAAAGUG